AUGAUAAGUAUUUUAAUUUGGCUUUUAUUUUAGCUAGAUACAUAUCUAGGCAAUAUUACUCCUGAUGAGACUGAAUAAAACUUUAAAUUUUCUAACGAAGUUAUUGUUAAAGGUUUGAGCUUCGAUGCUAAUGAAAACGAUAUUAGUAACUACUUUGACCAAAAAUGUGGUCAAGUUUCUAAAGUUAAACUCUUAAUGAACUCAUAAGGACGUUCGAAGGGUAUUGCAUUUGUCAGUUUUGAAACUGAAGAGGGGUAUAAUAAAGCUCUUGAAAUGAAUAACUCAGAAUUUAUGGGUAGAUAUCUUAUCAUUGAAAAGACUAAGUCUAAGGCUGAAAGGUUAACUCAGAUGCAUUCUUAUGCUGAUUAAGGUCCUAAAAUUGUGAUUGUUGAUAAUAUCUCUUCAAAAAUUAAUAAGUUCGAUAAUGAAGUUAUUGUUAAGGGUUUGAGCUUUGAUGCAGAUGAAAAUGAUAUUGGUAACUACUUAAACGAAAACUGUGGUUCCGUUACUAGAGUUAACCUCUUAAAGAAUGAAUAAGGAUGUUCUAAAGGUGUUGCCUUCGUCAGCUUUGAAACUGAAGAAGGUUGCAACAAGGCUGUUGAAUUGAGCGACUCUGAAUUCAUGGGUAGAUAAAUUUUUAUUGAAAAGACCAAGCCAAAAAUUGAAAGACCUGCUCAAUUACCUGCUGAUCAAGACUCCAAGACUAUCUUUGUUGGUAACCUCUCUUUCGUAACAAAUAAGGAAACUCUUAAGAAGUUCUUCGCCUCUUGUGGCAAGGUUGUUAAUGCUCGUAUCGCUGAAGCUGAAGGAAAGAGCAGAGGUUUCGGUCACGUUGAAUUCGAAGAAAGAUCUGGUGUUGAAAAUGCUUUAAAGAUGGCUGGUGAAUAAAUCGACGGAAGACCCAUCAGGGUUGAUGUCGCUGCUUCCAGAGGUAAACUUGUAGGUUUCAACAGAAUCUAAUGA
Tetrahymena thermophila SB210 is the source of this 963-nucleotide messenger RNA. RefSeq lists its product as hypothetical. Lineage: Eukaryota; Ciliophora; Oligohymenophorea; Hymenostomatida; Tetrahymenidae. Gene Ontology annotation, molecular function: RNA binding. The record is from RefSeq and is a predicted model, not a curated record. The transcript has 2 exons.